UCUCCCUGCAGAGCUCUGAACAGGAUAUUUAACCCUCCAGCCGGCUCAUCACCCCCCCCGAUACACCAGCUCCACCAGCUCCAGCCUGCGACUAUGUGCAAAGGACUAACAUCGCUGCCCACCUGCUGCUUGGAAAGAGCCAAGGAGCUGAGAGCGAGGCUGGGAAACGUUCUGCUAAAACCCAACUGGAAUCUCUCCUGCUGCAAGACAGGGAAAAACAAGCCGACUCUGGAGGAAUGCAUGAGGUGGAAGGAAUCGUUUGAAAAACUCAUAUCCAGCAAAUAUGGACUUUGUGCCUUCACAGCCUUCCUGGUGUCGGAGUUCAGCGAGGAGAACAUUGCGUUCUACUUUGCCUGCGAGGAGUACAGGAGCACCAAGUCUGUCGCCAAACUGUCGGCCAAAGCCCAGAGGAUCUAUGAUGAGUUCAUCGGCAGUGACGCUCCCAGAGAGGUUAACAUCGACCAUGAGACUCGUGACAUCACCAAAGCCAACAUGCUGGUGCCCUCGCCCUCUUGCUUCGAAAUGGCCCAGCACAAGAUCUACAUGCUCAUGGCCAAAGACUGCUACCCUCGCUUCCUGCGCUCCCCGUCCUACAGGGAUCUGGUGUGCCAAGCCAAACCCAAGGCCGCCAAGCAGCCCCUGCAGGAGAAGGCGGCGUGAAGGAGAACCUCCCGUGAAGAAGAGCCGAUGAAGGAUUGUUAGUUGGUCGCCUUACGAGGGUCGAGCAGGCAAGCGAGGCGUGUUGGGUGCUGCACCGUGAAGCCGGACGCUGAAGCUGAGGCGCAGGUCGUCGUGAGAGCAGCGGCGGAUUCUGAAGAUGUCACCUCUCCGUGAAGACGAGGAUGGAAGAGGACGGGGAAACAGUUAAAGAUGGAGGCUGAGGCCUGAUAUAAGACUGUGGGUGUGAAAACGGAGGAAGUCUGGAGACUCGAGGUCGAGAGACAGAGACAGAAUCAAACAGGAGAAGUGGGAAACGCACUUUCCUUUUGCCAAUUGACAAAAGUUGUGCGGUUGUGAUGUGCAAUGUCCUUCUGUCCAGCUCAUACUGUCUGUGAACAGGCCUGUGGGGUUCUUCAUGAACUUGUAUUUAUUUGCUUGAAAUAUCUCUGUUGCAUUUUAAACAAGCAAUGAUAGAAAAAAGAAAUGUGCAAUUUAAUUUAUAAUAUUUUUGCUAUUUAUAUCACUGUCCUCUUAUAUUUUUUUUUUUUUGAACCACCAGCAAAUAAACUAUUUGAAG
This is a messenger RNA of Platichthys flesus (European flounder), 1237 nucleotides long. It is a transcript of the gene rgs16, whose product is annotated as regulator of G protein signaling 16. The record is from RefSeq and is a predicted model, not a curated record. Lineage: Eukaryota; Metazoa; Chordata; Actinopteri; Pleuronectiformes; Pleuronectidae. The coding region runs from base 94 to 660 and encodes 188 amino acids. The transcript has 5 exons.